Messenger RNA from Sinocyclocheilus grahami, 296 nucleotides. RefSeq names its product myosin-7-like. The transcript is spliced from 3 exons. The annotation marks the transcript as partial. The record is from RefSeq and is a predicted model, not a curated record. Gene Ontology annotation, molecular function: microfilament motor activity; actin filament binding; ATP binding. Gene Ontology annotation, biological process: adult heart development; cardiac muscle contraction; sarcomere organization. Gene Ontology annotation, cellular component: myosin filament; cytoplasm; myosin II complex. NCBI's taxonomy places the organism in Eukaryota, Metazoa, Chordata, Actinopteri, Cypriniformes, Cyprinidae.
AUUGUCAAGGGUAAACCAGAGGCUCAUUUCUCCCUGGUUCACUACGCUGGCACUGUUGACUACAACAUCUCAAACUGGCUGGUGAAGAACAAGGACCCUCUCAAUGAGACGGUUGUUGGGUUGUUCCAGAAGUCAACUCUUAAGCUGUUGUCUAUUCUGUUUGCUAAUUAUGCUGGUUCUGAUGCAGAUGCUGGAGGUAAGGGUGCUAAAGGUGGUAGCAAAAAGAAGGGUUCUUCAUUCCAGACAGUGUCAGCCCUCCAUAGGGAGAACCUGAACAAGCUGAUGACCAACUUGAG